Molecule: messenger RNA, 357 nt
Organism: Oncorhynchus gorbuscha (pink salmon)
Lineage: Eukaryota; Metazoa; Chordata; Actinopteri; Salmoniformes; Salmonidae
Product: four and a half LIM domains protein 1-like
Exons: 3
Coding region: 1-357 (118 amino acids)
Biological process (GO): muscle organ development
Molecular function (GO): transmembrane transporter binding
Source: RefSeq, a predicted model, not a curated record
AUGAAAAGUCUCAAUGCCCUCACCACAGGGGGAGUGAACUACCAAGAGCAGCCAUGGCACUCGGAGUGCUUUCUCUGCAGCUCCUGUCAAAGGCCACUGGCCGGGACCCGCUUUACCUCCAAUGAGGAGAAGGGUUUGUGUGUGAACUGCUACAAGACUACUGUAGCCAAGAAAGGCAGCGGCUGCCAGAACCCCAUUACAGGUUUCGGCAAAGCCACCAAUGUGGUGAAUUACAAGGGCAGCUCCUGGCAUGAGUACUGCUUCAACUGCAAGAAGUGUUCCCUGAGCGUGGCUAGCAAGUGCAUUGUGGCCAACUCAAGGGACAUCUUCUGCUCAGAAUGUGCCAAGAAGCUCUGA